GCGCAUUGUGUAUGCGGAAGUGUGAGUCUCGCUGCACUGCGUGUGUUUUCUGAUGUGUUUUGUGAUUGAGAAAUAACUGAUACGGUUGUGAUGACGGCAUUGUGUCUGGAUAAGCUCAGUCGUCUUUAUGAACGCUAUCAGGAGUAUGUCAAGACAAACCCAGCGGCCACGGCUCAACUGGAGGGCGCAGUGCGCACUCUCAGUUACCUGAUCGCAGGUCGAUUCUCAGACUCUCAUGUACUGUCUGAGUUGGUUUACUCCGCAUCAAACCUGCUAGUGCUGCUGAAUGAUGGCAUCUUAAGGAAGAAUCUGUCUCGGACGUUGCCUGGGUCUCUUUCCCAACAGAGGCUGCUAACCUGGUUGUCGGUCCUGGAGUAUGUGGAGGUUUUUACUGAGAUGGCCGCCUCCAAGCUGUGGGGAGAAGCUGGACGUUGGCUUGUCAUUGUUCUCAUUCAGAUUGCUAAAGCAAUCCUGCGCUGUCUCCUGCUUUUCUGGUACAAAUCUGGCAUCCAGACAUCACCACCUAUAACUCCUCUGGACAGGGGUUCACAGCUCUGCAGUGGAGAGAAGAAUACUGAAGAGGAGGAGGACACUGCAUUUGUGGGUCAGCGUUCAGGAAGAGUGAUACGACCUCUGGGAAACACAUCAUCAUUACAGUCUCGACUUUGGGGUCUCCCUCAGAAAAUGUCAAUAAGUAGGAAUCAGGAAGAGGAGCUUCACCCAAGCCACACCCCUCUGGGUCUGCAGGAAACCAUUGCUGAGUCAAUGUACAUAGCACGACCCCUCGUUCAUCUGUCCAGUCUUGGGCUUUUCGGAAAACAUUCCUGGAAACCGUGGAUCGUCUCUGGUCUCCUAGAGAUAACCAGUUUCAGUUUACUGAGUGACAUGAAGACGAUGAACCGCAGGGAGAGAGCUGAGAUGAGGAGGCGGGCUUUCCUUCUCCUGUACUACCUGCUUCGCUCCCCUUUCUAUGACCGAUACUCUGAGGCGAAGAUCCUGUUACUUCUCCGCUUGCUGGCAGAUUAUGUUCCUGGAGUUGGUUUGGUUGCACGUCCACUGAUGGACUACUUGCCCAUUUGGCAGAAGAUCUACUUUUAUAACUGGGGCUGACGUCAAAGUAAAUCAUUUACAGUUCAUGAUCACAGCCAAACUGUUUGUAAGAUGAGUGAAAGACAUUGGCUGGUUGCUACAAUGACACUGGAGGACUCAAAUCACACACGUGUGCCAGGAGAUUACCAUAUUAAUUAAGGGACAGAUGCAGUGCUGCUGAAGUCUAUAAAUGCCAUUUUUUACUAGCACAACCGUAUAAUGAUUUUCUCUUAGUUUUCACAUAGUUUUUUUUAUUCAUCUGAGCCGUUUUCUGCCAUAUUUUUGUGCUGAUUUAAUCUGUAAGCAAAUGACUUUUGAGCCCCAGUGCAAACUCUUGUUAUCCCAUUACAUAUCCCUCAGUCAACAUGAAUGCUGUCUUGCUCAUUUAGAUACUUAGUUUCACUGAACAGAAUAAUUGACUGGCUGAGAUGAAGUCAAUUAGACAGCUGUUUACUUCAGUUUUGUUUCUAUUCGGUUUCACACAACAGUUGGGAUGAAGUUUAAGCUUUUUAGUAAAUACUGUAAAAAUGAAAAGAUUAAGGAACCAUUUGGAGAACAUUUGGGCACCCUUAUUGGUGCUAACUGCAUCUGAGUAAUCUACUCUCUUAAAAAUAUAUAGGUGCUUGACGAUGUCGUAAAAGAGCCAUGCUUAAUGCUUCUAUAAGAACCAUUUAAUAUUUAAAGGAACAGUAUGUAAGAAAUUUAUAUUAAUUAAUCAUUAAAUGGCCCUAAAAUGUCACUAGACAUUAAGAAUUAAUUUUCAUUUCAAAUACUUAUAUCACUCACAACAGCGGUCUGGCCAGGAUAUUGUCAUUUAAAAAGUGGAGUUGCAGCCCUCAACUGAUGUUUAUGUUGUCGUUUGGUAUAUUGGCCACCAGCUGUGUGAUUGCAGUACCAGUUUUAGCCACACGUUUUGUGAUUGCAAUACCAGUUUUGGCCACAAUCCUACAUACUGUUCCUUUAAAGAACCUUUCGGUUUCAAAAAACAGGUCUUUAGAAAAUUAAAAGGUAUGAAAGGUAUGACUGAAUGGCGUUUGAGAAACCAAAAAUGGUUCUUUUAUGGCAUCGCUGUGAAGAAACUUUUAAAGGAAACCACCACUGUUUUUUAAUAUUUUACUAUGUUCUUACCUCAACUUAGAAUAAUUAAUACAUACCUAUCUUUUUUUAAUGUGUGCACUUAAUCUU
Molecule: messenger RNA, 2274 nt
Organism: Paramisgurnus dabryanus
Lineage: Eukaryota; Metazoa; Chordata; Actinopteri; Cypriniformes; Cobitidae
Gene: pex16
Product: peroxisomal biogenesis factor 16
Biological process (GO): peroxisome organization
Cellular component (GO): peroxisomal membrane
Source: RefSeq, a predicted model, not a curated record